Molecule: messenger RNA, 1238 nt
Organism: Miniopterus natalensis
Lineage: Eukaryota; Metazoa; Chordata; Mammalia; Chiroptera; Miniopteridae
Gene: GPATCH4
Product: G-patch domain containing 4
Cellular component (GO): nucleolus
Molecular function (GO): nucleic acid binding
Source: RefSeq, a predicted model, not a curated record
CGACUCCAGGGCGCAUUGUUUCGAAUUUCUGCGACAAGAGACCAGGCUGUGGGAAGACGUACAGCAGAAAGCUCAAAGAGCGGAAUGGUAAGUGACUUCUUCUCUGGUGAGGACCUGAGGACAGUGACCCUUUUCUCACCAUGAAGGACACCCCGGAGGUCAAGAGUCAUGGGAUGAAGUUUGCCGAGGAGCAGCUGCUAAAGCAUGGAUGGACUCCAGGCAAAGGCCUGGGCCGGAAGGAGAAUGGCAUUACCCAGGCCCUCAGGGUGACACUAAAGCAGGACACUCAUGGGGUGGGACACGACCCUGCCAAGGAGUUCACAGACCACUGGUGGAAUGAGCUCUUCAACAAAACUGCAGCCAGCAUAGUAGUGGAAACUAGGCAGGAUGGAGUACAGAUAAAGCACCUUUCUAAGAAGACCACCCGCCAUAAUCAUCCCAAGCCCAACUUGCUGUAUCAAAAGUUUGUCAAGACUGCCACACUGACUUCAGGUGGGGAGAAGCCAGACAAGGACUUGGAAAGCUGCAGUGAUGACGACAACCAGGGGCCCCAGCCUCCAAAAAUUCUGACUGAUGAGAUGCUGCUCCAAGCCUGUGAGGGGCGAACAGCACACAAGGCUGCCCGUCUUGGGAUUACGAUGAAGGCAAAGCUUGCUCGGUUGGAGGCCCAGGAGCAGGCCUUCCUGGCUCAGCUCAAAGGCCAGGACCCUGGAAUCCCUCAGCUGCAGUCUGAGAGCAAGCCCCUCAAAAGAAAGAAAAAGAAAAGGAAGCAGAAAGAGGAGGAAGAGGCUACAGCAACUGAAAGGAAUGCAGACAGGGAGUACCCAGAACACACUGACCAGAGCAUCAAAAAAAGCAAGAAGAAAAGACAUCAAGAAGAAAAGGUCACAGAUAAGAGAGAGGGGACCACUGUAGGGGAUGAGGAAGAGGCCGCAGGAACAAGAGGGCUUGGGGAACUGAGGAGCAGAGAACAGGCUGAUCAGUCUCCCAGGAAAAGGAAGAAAAAGAAGAGGAAGCACCACGAAGAGGAGAAGCUAGGGGUAUUAGAUAAAGGAGGAGGUAAGGAGGCUGUAGGUGGUGUCAGACCAGAGGAGGGAGAGAGCCGAGCACACACUGAUCCACGUAGCAGAAGCAAGAGGCAGCAGGAUGGGAAGGAAGACUUGAAUAUAGAGGGUAAUGAACUUGAGGAGUGUUGUAGAUGGUGGUACCCAGGAAGCAGAAAGCAGAGUAUGCAGUGA